Molecule: messenger RNA, 1231 nt
Organism: Prosopis cineraria
Lineage: Eukaryota; Viridiplantae; Streptophyta; Magnoliopsida; Fabales; Fabaceae
Product: myb-related protein 308-like
Exons: 3
Coding region: 261-800 (179 amino acids)
Source: RefSeq, a predicted model, not a curated record
UCUCCCAAACCAACCGCUUCCUUUCAUUCCUUCCCCUUCACAUCAGCCGCUCUCUCUCUCUCUCUCUACGCUGAAGCCACAGUCUCUUUCAGUUAUUCCUCCUCUCUUAUCAACACAGAACACAGCAAAAACUAACAAAAUUCAAACGAACUUAUCCACUCACUAUUUCUCAGAUUUUGCGCUCUCUCUCUCUCUCUCUCGUUCCUAUCAAUCAAUCAAUCUCCUUCUUGUUUCUGUAAACUUAAUUGUUCAUAGAGAUUAUGGGACGUUCGCCUUGUUGUGAGAAAGCGCACACGAACAAAGGCGCUUGGACCAAAGAGGAAGACCAACGCCUUAUCGAUUAUAUUCGCCUCCACGGGGAAGGUUCUUGGCGUUCUCUCCCAAAAGCUGCUGGAUUGCUCAGGUGCGGGAAGAGCUGCAGAUUGAGAUGGAUAAACUACCUUCGUCCUGAUCUAAAACGAGGAAAUUUCACCCAAGAAGAAGACGACCUCAUCAUCAAGCUUCAUAGUUUACUCGGAAACAAAUGGUCUCUGAUUGCGGCGAGAUUGCCUGGUAGAACCGAUAAUGAGAUAAAGAAUUAUUGGAAUACUCAUAUAAAGCGCAAGCUCAUCAGCCGCGGAAUCAAUCCGCAAACGCACCGUCCUCUCAACGACACCACCGUCUCUGUAAAAUCCGCCACCAAGUGGGACUUCAAGACCUCGCCGGCGGGGGAAAACGACUUCACCGAGAAGAUGCAGAAGCAGAAGCGGCAGAGUGAUAGUUUUCAACUGCAUCAAUUUCAGCAGCAUCAAGGCCAUUGAUCAGGAGUUGAACAAUACGAGCAGUGGCACCACAACAGAAGAAGAACCGCCAUUGCUGCAGCGCGAUUCUUCGCUUCAUGGUGCUGGCGAGCCCAAUCUGGAGCUCGCCAUCGGUCUCGUACCGUUUCACUCUGGUUCGGGUCGUACUGCGCCGGGGAACUCAACCGAGUCAAAAACCGGGUCGGCGCGGUCUCCGGCAACGGCGGCUCAAACGGCGUCGUUUAUGAGUUGGCAAUUCGAUUUCCGGAGGUGGGGAAGUGUAUAGAAAUUAGAAAAUAAGAACCGCCACCACUAAUCGCUUCAGGAAUAGAUUUCAUUUCACGCACUGUCGUCCAUAGGAAUAUUUUUUCAGGGGGAGAAAAAUAUGUGCUUGUUUUUUUCACCAUAAUAUGUUUUUCUUUUUCUUUUUUAAUAUGAAAAGUUCUUUUAUA